Penicillium egyptiacum is the source of this 1305-nucleotide messenger RNA. The record is from the annotation of a GenBank genome assembly. Lineage: Eukaryota; Fungi; Ascomycota; Eurotiomycetes; Eurotiales; Aspergillaceae.
AUGCAAUUUAUCCAGGAAGGCUAUCCUUACACUUUCCCCCAGCAACUCGAGCGACUUCCAUCUGAGCUCCUGCAGCACAUUAUUGAACUACGUUUCUUUUCCAAGCCCCUUGGUUCCCAUUACGCUCUGUAUCAACUUCGACUGCUAAUACACGAAUCGAACCCUUCUCUGCGUAUUCGACGAGAGAUCGGAAAUUUUAUACAGAGCGUACGGACCCGAGAAAUGAUACGAACCCGGUGGAGCCUCUAUAUCAACUAUGAGGAGGCCGUGAGCCAUCUACCCGAGAUCCCCAGACGCUCGGAAAAGGAUAUCGCUACAUCAACUUUGACCGAGUGCCAGGAUUGCUUCAAUUUUAUGCUUGACUACGGUGCAAUUCUACCACCCUACUAUAACAACGACGGUCAUAGCUUCUUUGCUCUUGCUUAUAGCAUUGAGAAGAACAGAGAGAUUUUAUAUCGCCUAAUAUCUCUUACGGAGCCCAAACAAUUGCUCAAACCUCUGUCAAUCGGGCUCACAGACACAAUCUUUCAGCAGACCGUGACGUGCGCAAAAGUUUUCAAGAUCUGUUGGGAUCGACUGGACUCGGACCCAGACCUAGAUCUCUCGUUCACCCUUCGGGUGAAGCAUAUCUAUGAUGUUUGCAAGCAUGUCAAUGUCGAUUUAGCGAACAGAAUGCUAGCCCGACGUAUCAAUAUAUCACUGGGUCUUGCAACUAGGAACGGCAAUUUAACAGCUUGGCAUGCAGUAGCUAAGUUUCACCCAGACCCAAAGCCUAUUUUCGAGUGGCUGUCUAAGCACGCUUGGUUGCCAACGGAAGAACAGAGGCCCGCUCCACUACUCCUAGCUACCCAGUCAGAUCGGGUGGAAGCCGCUAUUUGGCUUAUCAGUCAUAAUAGUAACACCCGCAACUAUCGUAUAGCUGCGAUGGAGGCCGCUAAACGCCAAACCGAUGAAAGUUUAGAUAUACUUACCGCAAUUGCAGAACAAGCAUUAAUUAUACAGCCAAAAGACGCGGCUUUACUUCAGGAUAUCUUGAUUGAGAUUGUGUUCGGUGUAUGUACAGAGAGCAAACGUCUUUUGAGCACGAUGGGCUAUCUAUGUGAGCAACAGCCCUGGGCCACGGAAAGACAUGUCGAGCAGUACGAACGCUCGCUUAUGAGUGUGGAGGAUCUUGCUAUUCGGAAGAUUGAAGAGACAAUUGCUAAAAGCGAUCCAUUUUCUUUGCCGGAGGCGCAGGCCCUUGCUGCAAGUGAUGCAAAUUUGCAUGAGUUAGCUGAGUUUUUGGGUAAAUUGGAAGGGAAAUAG